Molecule: messenger RNA, 10527 nt
Organism: Saccoglossus kowalevskii
Lineage: Eukaryota; Metazoa; Hemichordata; Enteropneusta; Harrimaniidae
Source: RefSeq, a predicted model, not a curated record
AUGGCAUCCAACGCGGGCAUGGAACCUUUCCGACUUGCUGCUAUCAUGAAGCCAAGUCUCCAUAUUGAGGCAUGCCUCGUAUAUUUGGUGAACCUGAUUAUUAGCUGUAAUGCGUUCAAUGUUCAAGAUACUAUUGUUGAAGAAGGAUGGUAUAUCUGCAUGGCGUUGCUGGCAAUUGUGUUCUUUGUUGUUAGUUACGUGUUAGUUACCCGUUCAACAGAGAUGUUUCGUAUGGUUAAAGGGGAAAACAGAACAAAAGAACAUGAAGCCUAUGAAAGUCCUGUGCCGGAUGGCAAACAGCAAGCCACUUUGGAAAAUGGCGAACAACCAUUAACUAUGGGAGAAGGCGAACAGCCAGUUACUGUGGGAGAUGGUGAACAGCCAGUCACUGUAGGAGAUAGCGAACAGCUAGUCACUAUGGCAGAUUGCAAACAGCCAGUCACUGAGGGAGAUGGUAAACAACCAGUCACUGUAGAAGAUGGCGAACAACUGGACACUGUGGUAGAUGGCAUGCAGCCAGUCACUGUGGGAGAUGGCAAACAUGAAAAGCGAGUCGCUGUAGGAGAUUUUAAACAGCCAGUCACUGUAGGAGACAGAGACCAAACAGCCACUAUGGGAGAUGGCGAAAAGCCAGUCACUGUGGGAGAUGGUGAACAACGAGUCACUGUGGGUGAUGACGAACAGGCAGUCGCUGUAGGAGAUAGCAGACAACUAGUCCCUGUGGGAGAUAGAGAACUACCAGCCACUAUGGGACAUAGUGGACAGCCAGUCGCUAUGGCAGAUGGUAAACAUCCAGUUACUGCGGGAGAUGACAAACAGCCAGUCAUUGUAGGCGAUGUCAAACAGCCAGUCACUGUGGGAGAUGGCGAACAGCCAGUCGCUGUGGGAGAUGGUGAACAGCCAAUCACUGUGGGAGAUGGCGAACAGUCAGUCAAUGUGGGAAAUGAUGAACAGCCAGUCACAGUGGGAGAUGAUGAACAGCCAGUCACUCCAGUCACUGUGGGAGAUGGUGACCAGCCAGUCACCUUGGGAGAUGGUAAACAGACAGUUACUGUGGGAGAUCGUGAACAACCAAUCACUGUGGGUGAUGGCGAACAGCCAGUCCCUGUAAGAGAUGACGAAAAGCAAGUCGUUGUGGGAGAUUGUAAACAGCCAGUCACUGUGGAAGAUAGAGGACAACCAGCCACUAUGGGAGAUGGCGAACAGCCAGUCACUGUAGAAGAUGAUGAGCAGCCAGUCGCUAUGGAAGAUGGCGACAAGCCAGUCACUGAAGGAGAUGGUAAACAACCAGUCACUGUAGGAGAUGGCGCACACCCGGUCACUGUGGGAGAUAGCAAACUGCCAGUCACUGUGGGAGAUGGUGAACAGCCUCUCACUGUGGGAGAUAGCGAACAACAAAGUACUGUAGGAGAUGGCAAGCAGCCAGUCACUAUGGGAGAUGGUAAACCGCUAGUCACUGUGGGAGAUGGUGAACAGCCAGUCACAGUGGGAGAUGGCAUGCAGCCAGCCACUAUGGGACAUGGCGAACAGCCAAUCGCUAUGACAGAUGGCGAACAGCCAGUUACUGCGGGAGAUGGUAAACAGCCAGUCACUGUGGUAGAUGGUAAACAGUCAAUCACUGUGGGAAAUAGUGAAAAGCAAGUCGCUGUAGGAGAAUGUAAACAGCCAGUCACUGUGGGAGAUAGAGAACAAACAGCCACUAUGGGAGAUGGCGAAAAGCCAGUCACUGUAGCAGAUGAUGAGCCGCCUGUCACUAUGGCAGAUGGCGAAAAUCCAGUCACUGAGGGAGAUGGUAAACAGCCUGUCACUGUGAGAAAUGGUAAACAACAAGUCAAUUUUGUAGAUGGUAAACAAACAGUCACUGUGAAAGAUGGUAAACAGCCAGUCACUGAGGGAGAUGGGGAACAGCCAGUCGCUGUGGAAGAUGGUGACCAGCCAGUCACUUUGGGAGAUGGUAAACAGCCAGUCACUGAGGGAGAUGGGGAACAGCCAGUCACUGUGGACGAUGGUGACCAGCCAGUCACUUUGGGAGAUGGUAAACAGGCAGUCACUGUGGGAGAUCGUGAACAACCAAUCACUGUGGGUGAUGGCGAACAACCAGUCAAUGUAGGAAAUAGCAAACAGCCAGUCCCUGUAGGAGAUGGCGAAAAGCAAGUCGUUGUGGGAGAUUGUAAACAGCCAGUCACUGUGGAAGAUAGAGGACAACCAGCCACUAUGGGAGAUGGCGAACAGCCAGUCACUGUAGAAGAUGAUGAGCAGCCAGUCGCUAUGGCAGAUGGCAACAAGCCAGUCACUGAAGGAAAUGGUAAACAACCAGUCACUGUAGGAGAUGGCGAACAACCGGUCACUGUGGGAGAUAGCAAACAGCCAGUCACUGUGGGAGAUGGUGAACAGCCUCUCACUGUGGAAGAUAGUGAACAAACAGGUACUGUGGAAGAUGGUAAACAGCCAGCCACUCUGGGAGAUGAUGAACAGCCAGUCGCUGUAGGAGAUGGUGAACAGCCAGACACUGUGAAAGAUGGUAAACAGCCAGUCACUGAGGGAGAUGGUAAACAGCCAGUCACUGUGGAAGAUGGUAAGCAGCCAGUCACUGUGGGAGAUGGCAAACAACCAGUCACUGUAGGAGAUAGCAAAGAGUCAGUCAAUGAGGGAGAUGUUGAACAGCCAGUAACUGUGGGAGAUGGUGAUCAACUGGAAAGUAGCCAGCCUUCUUCUUCUAGAACAACACAAUAUAAUCAUUCGCCAGAAACAAAAUAUAGUGUCAGAGAUGGUGAUAAGACUGUGGAAUAUGAUGAACCGCGAGUAAUUGGGAGAGAAUCUGAACAUCCAGCCACUUUGGAAGAUAACAUUACUGCAAGGAAAGAGGAGCAGCUAGGGAUGGAUAGUAGGAUUCGGGAAUUAGGUAUUCAGACUCUUAUAGAAGAUAUCAUUUAUAUACAGCAAUCGUCACGUUGUGAAAUUGGGAAUAUGGGAACAAAAGUCGUUUGCACUGGUGGCGUUGAGUUAGGAGUUCAAUUUUUUAUUCGGUCAAGAGAAAAUGGAGCCCCUUCCAAAGCUGAGAGAAUUGAAAAGCAUGUCAUAAAGAUCAAUGAUGAACCUGUACAAAGUAUAUCCUUUACUGAAGCCAAAGCUAUAUUAGAAAGUUCGGAAAAACCUUUGUCCUUGGUCUUCAAGAAUGAAGUGAAAAUUGCAGAACAGAGUAUCCUACUUGGUGACAUUGAUCGACAAUAUAUGAUAAAUGAUAAAAGGACCAAAUCAGUUAUUAGUCAUGCACUCAUAGUUGGGCAUGAAUGGUGGCCACACAAUAGUGAUAUUUCUCUUGCACUCAUUCAAAGAGACAUAGCAACUACAUUGUCUAAAGAGAUAAGUACAGUGCACUGCAUGGUUUUGGCAGCUACAGAUGAAGAAAUCGCAGAUGCUAGACGUUUUGGGAUACAGCUGGUCCUACCAAUGCCACAGAGUCAUUUGGAACAUGAAUCACCCACUAAUAGCUGGUUGGUGCAUCCGGAAUCCUACUUUCCUCACCUAAAAGAAAUGAAACAUAUCAAAAUCAUUGUUGGUCAUGCUUGCAAAGAUGGUACCGUGGAUGCUGCAAGAUGUAUUCAGCGUAAUGUAUUUCCAAGUGCCAAACUUGCAAUCUUCAACCACUUCAUCCCAGAAGAUACAACAGCAAAACCUUGUGAACUACAAACAUUAUACAAUAAAGUAGAGGAAUAUGCUAAAUAUUCAGACAUAACAGUAUCAAUUGGUUCAAGAGUAUAUCGUCAUUUUGUAAACAAAUACCGAGCUGUUUCUGACACACCACAUUACCUAUACUAUCCAGGUAUUCACGAAAUAUUUUUGGAUUGUAAAAUUAAGGAACCAGAUGAUAGCCAUGACAUUGAAGUUCUUUCUGUAUACUCCUCUUCCGCAUCUGAAUCACUCCAAGAUUAUGACCCAGUCAUCCGUGCCAUGGGAGAAGUAGCUGAUCAUUUUCAAGACCAAUGUCAUUCUGUGCCUUCUUGGAAAUUUCGUAAGGAGGAUGUAUCUACAGAAGAUAGGAACUAUCUAGAAAACAAAGCAAAAUCGACCAACCUCAAAAUCAAUCUGUAUCCCAAAGGCUCUAUUUCUGACAUUAGCACAGAUUUCAAGCAGUGUCAUCUUGUGGUACAUGGUCCCAAAAGUGACCCAUUCGGUGUUGUAAGCCUAGCUGCUAUGGCAGUUGGAGUUCCCACACUUGUCAGUAAAGAGACCGGCAUUGCAUAUUUUAUUAAAGAAAAUCUUCCAACAUUUUCUGAUAUUGUUGUUGAUGUUGGCCAACGUGAGGAUGAAACCAAAGCGGUAAACGAAUGGAAAAUGAGGUUGCUGAAAAUUCUAAACCAAAAGAAAUUUCCCAGAAUCUUUGAACGAGCAAAAAGGCUUAGCAAAGAAAUGAAGAAGUGCACUCGGGAUGUCAUAUCUAAAACGCACAACAGACUCCAGAGUUGGUGCCAAAGUGUUGUAAGUGACCCAGCAGCACAAAGUCAAGCGCCAUUAUUCACUGAUCGAAAGAAUACUGCAUUAGACAAAGAAGAAAUAAUGGAUGCGGUUACCCUGAUAGGUGAUGAAGUGUCACUUAAUGAUGUUUGUCGUGAAAAAGGACUGAAAACGCCAACUACAUUUUGUCUUCAGAUUCGAGUAGACCUCGAACAACCAAACCAAGACAAGAUUAAAGCAAACACAUUGAAGGAAGCACUGGACAAGUAUCAUGAUAUCAUUCAUGAUCUUUGCACUGCUGAUAGCAUUAGAAGGCAACAAUUGAAGACGCUCUUAAAACAACAGUAUAACGCAAUAUUGACAAUGGUUGACCAUGGUUCUUUGUUGCUGAAUCUUCUCUUUUUGUCUGUGGAAGAUAAAGAUUAUUUUCAACAUCAGUGCGAGACCGGUGAAGUGAAAAAUGUGAUAUCUGGUAUCCUUAUCACACAAGCAAUGCGGCAAAUCUUUGAUGAUGCUGAUGUUUCUGCAACCAUCAGUGUAAACAUCUUGCAUUCAAAUGAAAUUAUUUCAGUAAAUAAUACAAAAGAACAUGGUAAUGUGUAUCCUACAGACGUUCCUGAAACGACAACUGCAUUUUCUGGUUACUAUGCUGUCCAUACAAAUGAGAUUGAAUUUCAAGUCCGAGUUGGGUCGUAUGUUUCAAUUGAGAAUGAAGAACAUGGUAUGACAAAAGGAACACUGCCUGUCUUCAAAAAUAUUCAAUCCAUAGGUGACCUUUCAUCCGUAAUGAAAUAUUUCAAAAGAGGGAAUGGUUACAGUGUCAACAAUUUCACUGUAACCAAUCAUUCACUAAGACUUGUGAUUGAAUGUUCAAACUCCAAGGCAUUUAGUUUGUUAUGGAAUUCAUAUAAAGAGGGAAACAUCAAUAGAUUAUUCCAGAACGACAUUGUGACAAGCAAUGUUAUCGAAGAUUUAGGUGCAAUAGAAAUUGUAUUGGAGACAAGUGUUGAAACAUGGAAUUACGAAAGAUGUAUUUCCAAAUUUGGCAUUCCUGACCUAAAUGAUGUGAGUGAUUUGAGUUCAAGAAAGGCAGGUGAAGAUAGUAAAGAAAUGAGGUUGUCAACCGACAAAGAAAUUUCACAUCAAGACAAUUUUGAAAAAGAGAUAUAUGAUGUACCACUUCUUCAUGAUGCUGCGGUAAAUGAUGAUGUUGAAUUAGUACAAGAUAUACUACAUUCUGGGGCAAAUGUAAAUGAGCUAUCAAUGGAUGGUAGAACUGCACUUCAUGUCUCAUCUGAAGCUGGAUGUAUCAACGUUGCAAGAUUCCUACUUCACCAUGGAAUUAUUUGGGAGGCUAUUGAUAAGGAUGGAUAUACAGCUCUGGAUUUAGCAAACAAUAGAGGUCAUAGUGUAAUUGCAAACAUGAUAGAAGAACAAGAUAAAUGUUCCCAGAAUAGCCAUGUCUCUAAAGAUAAUUCUGUUACACAGAUACAUAGGAUUCCCUCACAUGAUGUAACUUCAGAUAAACAUUCGCAGCUGGAACAAGAAUUUCUGAUGUCCAGGGAAAGUACAAGAUCUGUGAAAUCAACUAUUCCUUUACAUGUGGCUGCCGAGGAAAAUGAUGCAGAAUUGGUUUUGGCCCUAUUAAUGCCAGGCGAAGAUGUUGAUGUAAGAUCUUCAAAUAGUGAAACUGCUCUUCAUAUUGCAUCUUCAUCGGGAUCCCUUGAUGCUGUACGAGUGUUAAUUAAUAAUGGAGCUGGUAGACGCAGUAAUAAGUUAAUAACACCUAAACUGACAAAGAACUUGUUUCUUUGCUGUGUGAACGUUUGCGUUAUGGGAUUCUAUUUCCAUCACAAGGAAGGCUGGAAUGCUCUUCACAUGGCAAGCUCAGCGGGACAUGCUGAAGUUGUGAGGUUUCUUUUACAGUCUUCUGUUAAGAAGAAUGUACACACCAAGGAUGGCGCAACAGCUCUUCACUGGGCAAGUUUUAAUGGUCAUAUUGAUGUAGUAAAAAUUCUGUUAAAUUCGCCCGUAAUUAAAGAUGCCAAGAGCAAGGAUGGUUUCACAGCUCUUCAUGCAGCAAGUCAAAGUGGACAAGUUGAAAUUGUAAAACUUUUACUAAAUGCCUCCUUUGACAAGAAUGCCAAAACUAAGAAAGGACGUACAGCUCUUCAUAUAGCAACUCAGUGUGGGAGAAUUGAGGUGGUGCGAGUUUUGUUAGCAGCAUCAGUUAAAAGGAACGUUGGAGACCAGAGAGGUUGGACAGCCCUUCACGUAGCAUGUCAAAGUGGACAAGUUGAAAUUGUAAAACUUUUACUAGAUGCCUCAAUUGAAAGGAAUGCCCAAACCGAGGAAGGGUUCACAGCUCUUCAUAUAGCAAGUCUAUUUGGGAAAAGUGAGGUGGUCCGAAUUUUGUUAGCAGCAUCCGUUGAAAAAAACAUUCAAGAUCAGUCUGGUUGGACACCUCUUCACACAGCAUGUGAAAGUGGGAAUUUUGCCAUAGUGAAACUGCUUCUUGAUGCGUCAGUUAAGAUUGAUGUCCGAGAAAAGGAAUGGUAUACAGCACUUCAUCUUGCUUGUCAAAAUGGAAAUGCAAAUGUAGUAAGAACUCUAUUAAAUGCAUCUGCUGACAAAAAUGCAAUUACAAAGAAUGAAUUUUUGACACCUCUUCAUUUGGCAAGCAGCGGUGGACAUAUUGAAGUAGUAAAAAUGCUACUAGAUGAAGCGGUCAAGUUGAAUCUUCAAUCCAAGAGGGGUGGUACAGCUUUUCAUAUGGCGUGUCUACAUGGACAUGUUCCAGUGGUUAAAGUGCUUUUGGAUGCAUCAGCUGAGAAAAAUGGCCAAAUAAAGACGAACGGUUCAACUGGUCUUCAUUUGGCUAGCCAUCGUGGACAUGUUAAUGUUGUGAAAUUGCUGCUGAAUGCAUCAAUUAACACGGAAAUUAGGACUAAGUUAGGACACACAGCCCUUCAUCUAGCUUGUAAGCAAGGCCAUGUAAAAGUCGUGAGUACCUUGCUGGAUGCUAAUGUUGAGAAGGAAAGAACCACUGAGGAUGGUUGGACAGGUCUACACUUUGCAUGUAAACAUGGGCAUGCUGCCAUAGUGAAAGUUCUACUGGAUGCAACUGCUGAAAAGGAUGCAAAGACUAGGGAAGGUCGGACACCUCUUCAUAUGGCGAGUAAGUUUGGUCAUCCUGAUGUAGUGAGAGUUCUGCUCGAUGCAUCCAUAAAUACGAAUAUUCCAGACAUGUUUGGUUACACCGGAUUGCAUUAUGCAUGCCAAUUUGGACAUGUUGAUAUUGUCAGAAUAUUAGUGAAUAAUGCAUCAGUUAAUAAAGAUGCGAAAAGCAAGGAUGGCGGAUCUCCUCUUUAUUUGGCUAGUUUAUAUGGACAUGUUGAGGUCGUGCGCGUGUUACUGCGUGCCUUGGUUAAUAAAGAUGCACAAACUAAGGACGGUUGGACAGCACUUCAUGUGGCAAGUGAUAAUGGAUAUAUUAGUAUUGUUCGAAUUCUACUAGAUGCAUCAGUGAACACAGAAGCUUAUAGCAGGAAAGAUACCAUAGGAGCACUCCAUUGUGCAAGCAAAAGUGGACAUGUUGAUGUAGUAAAACUUCUACUGGAGGCGCCAGUUGAAAAAGAAGCACAAUCGAAGGAUGGUUUGACAUCGCUUCACUUUGCUAGUAAAUAUGGAUGCACUGAAGUAGUUAAAGUGCUGCUGAAUGCACAUGUUAAUAAAAAUGCAGAAAGUAAGGAUAAAUGGACAUCACUGCAUUUUGCUGCUGCCUAUGGACAUGCAAAUGUGGUGGAGAUUCUUUUGAAUGCUGGGGUAGAAAAGGAUAACAAAACUCAGAAUGGUAUGACAUCUCUUCUUUUAGCAAGUCAGAAUGGACAUGUUGAUGUGGUGAGAUUACUACUAGGUGCAUCAGUCCAGACAUCACUACAAGAUAAGUACGAGCAAACAGCAGUUCAUAUGGCUAGUGCUAGUGGGUAUGAUGAUAUUGUCAAAACUCUACUAGAGUAUGGUGCUACUGCUCUUCACUUGGCAAGUCAAAAAGGGCAUGCUAAAGUGGUUCAAAUUCUUCUUGGUUCAUCAUUUGAGAAUAAUGCCCAAGAUAAGGAUGGUUUAACAUCACUUCACUAUGCUAGUAGAUAUGGACAUGCAGAUGUAGUUAGGAUGCUGUUGAAUGUACCAGUUAAUAAAGAUGCAAACACAAAGGAUAAAUGGACAUCUCUCCAUUUUGCUGCUGCCUAUGGACAUGUCAAUGUGGUGGAGAUUCUUUUGAAAGCUAGGGUACAACUGAAUACCCAAACUGAGCUUGGCCAAACUGCGCUCCAUUUUGCUAGUUAUCAUGGGCAUGGUGAUAUAGUGGAAAUCUUGCUGCGUGCACCUGUUGAUAAAGAUAUCAUGACCAUGGUAGUAUUGAUUGAAUUGUAUUUUACGAUAGCCAUCCCAUUCAAAGAACUAGAUGGAGUAACAUCUCUUCAUUUAGCAAGUCAGAAUGGACAUGUUGAUGUUGUAAAAUUACUGCUAAGUGCAUCAGUCCAAACAUCAGUGCAAAAUAAGAAUGGUUUGACGGCACUUCAUAUGGCAAGUUAUAAUGGGUAUGAUGAAGUGGUCAAAUCCCUACUGGAGGUAACACAGGAUAAGAAUUCUCGAGAUAAGUAUGGUGGUACAGCUCUUCAUGCGGCAUGUCGAAAUGGGCAAAGCAAAGUGGCUAGAAUUCUACUUGAUUCUUCAUUUGAAAAGAACGCCUUAGAUAAGUGUGGCGCCACCGCCCUUCAUCUGGCAAGUCAACACGGGCAUGGUGAAUUGGUUAGAAUCCUACUUGAUUCAUCAUUUCAGAAGAAUGCUAUAGACAAGUAUGCCAUGACAUCCCUACAUUUGGCAAGUCAAGAAGGAAAUAAUGACGUGGUAGAGAUUCUGAUAAAUGCAUCUGUUGAUAUAAAUGCAAAAGCCAAGGAUGACUGGACAGCACUUCAUUUGGCUAGUGAAAACGGCAAUGUUACUACUGUGAGUACAUUACUUGCUGCAGGAGUAAAAGCGGAUCUACAAACAAAGCAUGGUGGAACAGCUCUGCAUUUUGCAUGUCAAAAUGGUGAUGCCAGUGUUGUUGGGACACUAUUAGAAGCAUCCGUUGAUACAACUAUUGAAACCAAGGAUGGUUGGACAGCUUUUCAUUUAGCUUGUGGAAAUGGACAUGUGAAUGUGGUGAGAAUGUUAUUGGAUGCAUUAGUAGACAAGAAUGUACAAACAAAGGAAGGUUCAUCGGCACUGCAUUUGGCUUGUCGAAAUGAGCAUGUUGGUGUGGUAAAUGUGUUACUAGCAGCAUCAGUUGAGAAGAAUGUUGUAAACAAGGAUGGUUGGACAGCUCUUCAUUUAGCAAGUCAAAAUGGUCAUACGGGCGUAGUUGCAACGUUACUAAAUUAUUCUGUGGAACUUCAGUUCAAGACUAAGAAAGGAUGGACAGCCUUACACCUAGCAGCUGACAGAGGAUUUAUUGAUAUAAUACAAUUGUUAAUACAGAAGAAUGUUGACACAGAUGCACAUGACAUGAAUGGAUGGACCGCACUCCACUAUGCAUCUGCUAAUGGCUAUCCCGAUAUAGUAUCUAUACUUGUAAAUAAAAUGACCGAUAAGGAUGCCAAAGACAUUAACAAUCAAACCGCUUUGCAUCUGGCAGCUGAGAAUGGGCAUGUGAAUGUGCUUGAAAUAUUAUUAAAAGCAGGGCUUGUGAAGUCUGCAGUUGACAAGGAUAACAAGAAUCCGCUGGAUUUAGCCGUGGAUGCUGGUCAUAAUAGCAUUGCUGUUUUACAUCAAGGCACAGGAAGACCUGACCAAAAGGGAGAUGAUACUGUUUCCAUGCCAUCAGCUGUUGGUGAAGUUAACAGAAAUGUUUCACCCAGAAUACCAUUCAAUGAGAUUUUACAAGAAAUAAUUCCAUGUCUGCCAGUAUAUCUCCAAGACAGACCCCGUAACAAAGAAAUUCCAGAUGUGUAUAAUAUACUACAAACGUACGGCAGUAAAUUCCCAUUUACUGGAUCAAAUGCAAAUACAAUACAAUUUGUAUGCUAA